AUGAAUCGCCAUCAGAUAUCUCUAACGAAAUGGUUGAUAUUAAUGAAGCUGUUUUAUUUCUGCAUCUGCAGUGCGAUUUUACCGGAUAUUGGUGAAGAACAUUACGAUAAUGAGAACAGUGCCAACGAUGGUGGUAAUGUUUUGAACAUUGUGUCUUCUCAUUCAAAAAAUAUUUAUCCUUGUACUGGUGGUGGUGACCAUAACAAUGAGAAAGAAGUAUUCUCAAAAGGAGAACAUCAUCAGGGUAGCAGUAGCAGUAGAGUACCAUCGGAAGAGUUGAAUAAAGAACUGAAUACUUUACGAAUGAUAAAGACGGAACAAUCCUUGUUGUCGCAUUCGGUUGCGAUCGGAUCAUCUGAUGAUCACAGUAAUAGCAAUGGUAAUGGUAAUAUUAAUGGUAAUAAUAAUAAUGAUAAUAAUAAUAAUAAUCGUAAUAAUGCUGAUCACAAAAAUGAUGUUGAAUCGAUCGAAGAACUAAAUGUGCAGUUGCCGUUUCCAAACGACCUACACCCCUGUCCGCCCUCAUCAAUCCCACACGUACCGCUAUCCGUGAUCAAUCAUGAUCACAAUCCAGUCGAUCAUCUGUUGCCGUCCAGAUCAGAUGAUCAGGAUCAGUUCCGAGCUGAUGAUCACUCACGAAUGCUUCACUUCAAUAGCUCUCAUUCCAAUAAUACCACAAAGAAUAACCCAUCACCCUCUCCGUCGCAUCAAACUACACUGUUGAAUAGGCCAACCACAACCGCACCAAUACAAACUCCACCAGUAUCAAGCCAACACCAGACCCCACCGCAAAACGACUCAACUCGUCAGCAUUCCCUCUCGAACUCAUCAAGUGAUCAGCAGAAUUCCUCAGCAACUGUCCAUCCAUCAUCACCCAACAAUAUCACCGACUCUACCAACAGCACAGUCCCAACGUCUGAUAAUAACACCGAUAUCAAUUAC
This is a messenger RNA of Anisakis simplex (herring worm), 942 nucleotides long. Lineage: Eukaryota; Metazoa; Nematoda; Chromadorea; Rhabditida; Anisakidae. The record is from the annotation of a GenBank genome assembly.